AUGGAGCCAAACACAAGAUUCAAAUUGGAAUCGAUUGUGUUGGUCGUGCUUCUGAUUUCGUGGUUUGCAGUUCUAACAUCAGCCUGUCCUAACGACAGCUCGGAUUGCAGAGACUGCAUCCUGAAACGGAUGAAAUAUGACUGCCCAUCGUGUGUUACAACACUCCGGUGCAUGGCCAAGUGCUUGUGGGCAGGAACGUCGAAGACAAGGUGCACAAAGAAGUGUGAUUGCAAUGAUAAUUACCCAAAAUUAUCUGACUGCAAGAACUGCAUGUCCAAGUGCAGGUGCAGUUGUGCUGUGUAGAUCAUCAUCAUCAUAUCCAGUAUAUUCCGCUCAUAAAAGCUAUAAACAGUGUCUGGUGAAGGUUGGAUGACGAAAGAUCAUACCCUUAUCAGUUGCAGGUGCACUUGUGUUGUGUAGAUGACAUGACCUUAUUUUAUAAUUUUUCUUUUUUUAUUUAGUUUUUUUUUUUCUUUUCUCUCUUGUUAAGUCUAUCUGUAGACUGAAUGUUACUCUCACUUUCUUUGUUCACAUGAAAUAUUUUUCUGUUUUGGCUUC
Molecule: messenger RNA, 558 nt
Organism: Amaranthus tricolor (Joseph's coat)
Lineage: Eukaryota; Viridiplantae; Streptophyta; Magnoliopsida; Caryophyllales; Amaranthaceae
Exons: 1
Coding region: 1-303 (100 amino acids)
Source: RefSeq, a predicted model, not a curated record